Molecule: messenger RNA, 2273 nt
Organism: Durio zibethinus
Lineage: Eukaryota; Viridiplantae; Streptophyta; Magnoliopsida; Malvales; Malvaceae
Product: beta-galactosidase-like
Biological process (GO): carbohydrate metabolic process
Molecular function (GO): hydrolase activity, hydrolyzing O-glycosyl compounds
Source: RefSeq, a predicted model, not a curated record
AAACAUGUGGAAAGCCAAUAUGUUCCUCUGCAUGUUCUUGUUUUCAUGGAUAUCUGUCGUAACAGGAUCAGUGUCAUAUGACAGCAAAACUAUUCUUAUUAAUGGUAAAAGAAGGAUACUACUGUCAGGGUCCAUUCACUAUCCAAGAAGCACUCCCGAGAUGUGGCCUGAUCUCAUUCAAAAGGCCAAGGAUGGAGGUUUAGAUGUUAUUGAAACUUACGUGUUUUGGAACGGGCACGAGCCUUCUCCGGGAAAAUAUUAUUUUGAGGGGAGAUAUGAUCUGAUCCAAUUCAUCAAACUAGUCCAAAAAGCCGGUCUUUACGUUCAUCUCCGGAUUGGUCCCUUUGUUUGUGCUGAAUGGAACUUCGGGGGAUUUCCUGUCUGGCUGAAAUACGUGCCAGGCAUCGUGUUUAGACAAGACAAUGAACAAUUCAAGGUGGCAAUGGGAGGAUUUACACAGAAGAUUGUCAGCAUGAUGAAAGCAGAAAAUUUGUUUGAACCUCAAGGAGGACCAAUAAUUUUGGCUCAGAUAGAGAACGAAUAUGAACUCGUGGAGUUUGAGAUUGGUAAAAGUGGAAAAGACUACGCAGAAUGGGCAGCAAAAAUGGCAGUAGGUCUCAACACUUCUGUACCAUGGGUCAUGUGCAAACAAGAGGAUGCCCUUGAUCCAAUUAUAAACACUUGCAAUGGGUUUUACUGUGAAAAUUUCACUCCUAAUAAGAACUACAAACCAAAAAUGUGGACAGAAGUCUGGAGUGGAUGGUUAUUGGAGUUUGGUGGAGCAUUGCCUUAUAGACCAGUAGAGGACCUUGCAUUUGCAGUUGCAAGGUUUAUACAGAACAACGGUACAUUUGUAAACUAUUAUAUGUAUCAUGGAGGAACAAAUUUUGGGAGGACAUCUGGUAGAUUUAUCGCUACCAGUUAUGAUUACGAUGCUCCAAUUGAUGAAUAUGGGCUGGUUAGGGAACCAAAAUGGAGCCAUUUAAGAGAUUUGCAUAAAGCCAUCAAGCUUUGUGAACCGGCGUUAGUCUCUGUGAACCCCACAGUCACAUCACUUGGGAAAAAUCAAGAGGCUCAUGUUUUCGAAUCGGGGUCAAAUACUUGUGCUGCAUUCCUAGCAAACUAUGAUCAAGAAAACUCUGCGACCGUGACCUUCAGAAAUAUGCAAUAUGAUCUCCUUCCAUGGUCUGUUAGCAUUCUACCUGACUGCAAGAAUGCAAUCUUCAACACUGCAAAGGUUUCUGCUCCUAACUUUCAUAUGGGGAUGGUGCCUGUGAAUGGUGUGACAUUCUCUUGGCAAUCAUACACUGAAGCUGCUGCCUCCGUGGGUGAUAAGAAAUCAUUUACUGCUGGUGGUUUAAAGGAGCAAUUGAAUUCAACUUGGGAUAAUUCAGACUAUUUAUGGUACAUGACAGAUGUCAAUAUAGAAGCCAAUGAAGGAUUUCUGAAGAAUGGGCAGCUUCCAAUCCUCACAGUUGAAUCUGCGGGCCAUGCUCUAGGUGUUUUCAUCAAUGGUCAAUUAUCAGGAACUGCUUAUGGGAACUUGAAGAACCCAAAUUUAAAAUUUAUUGACAAAGUGAACCUCAGAGCUGGAACUAACAAGAUUUCUUUGCUGAGUUCUGCAGUUGGACUUCCGAAUGUUGGAAAGCAUUUUGAACAAUGGAACAUUGGAAUUCUUGGUCCCGUCACAUUGAAAGGCCUUAAUUCAGGGAUUUGGGACAUGUCUAGAUGGACAUGGUCUUACAAGAUUGGUGUGGAAGGUGAAGCUUUGAGUCUCUACACAGCCAAAGGAAGCUCCUCGGUCAAGUGGGUAGAUGGACCAGCAUUAGCAAUAAAGAAGCCCUUAACAUGGUACAAGGCAACUUUUGGUUCACCACAAGGCAAUGAUCCAUUAGCUCUGGAUAUGAAAACCAUGGGGAAAGGUGAAAUCUGGAUUAAUGGAAAUAGCAUAGGCCGUCAUUGGCCUGCCAAUAAGGCAUUUGGUACCUGUAAUCAAUGUAAUUACGCCGGAUUUUUUAACGAGAAUAAAUGUCUAUAUGGUUGUGGACAGCCUUCUCAAAGAUGGUAUCACGUUCCACGCUCUUGGCUAUAUCCAACAGGGAACUUGCUGGUUGUUUUCGAAGGAUGGGGUGGUGAUCCAACGGGUAUCUCUUUGGUCAGAAGAACAAAGUGAAUCAAGCUUUCGUCUUGUAAGAAGUUACAGUUGUAAACUGUAAAGCAAGAAAGUAAUAAUUUGCAACUCAAUAGAAAAAUAAAGCAGCACAAUUUCACAU